UCUUUUUAAUAGAAUGAGAGAGCGUAUUCCUUCUGCGGAACAAUAGAAUACAUGGCUCCAGAUAUUGUAAAAGGAGGAGAUACUGGCCAUGAUAAGGCUGUUGAUUGGUGGAGUGUUGGUGUUCUCAUGUAUGAAUUAUUAACUGGAGCGUCACCAUUUACAGUUGAUGGAGAGAAAAAUUCCCAAGCAGAGAUUUCUAGGAGAAUAUUAAAAAGUGAGCCACCUUAUCCACAAGAAAUGAGUGCACUAUCUAAAGAUAUAAUUCAGCGUCUUUUGAUGAAAGAUCCCAAGAAAAGGCUAGGUUGUGGUCCAACUGAUGCUGAUGAAAUCAAACAACAUCCUUUUUUCCAGAAUAUAAACUGGGAUGAUUUAGCUGCCAAAAAAGUAUCAGCUCCAUUUAAACCAGUAAUAAGAGAUGAGUUGGACGUUAGUAACUUUGCAGAAGAGUUUACAGAAAUGGAUCCAACAUAUUCUCCUGCAGCUACCCCUCAGACUUCAGAAAGAGUAUUUCAGGGAUAUUCUUUCGUUGCACCUUCUAUUUUGUUUAAACGCAAUGCAGCUACAGUAGAUCCAAUUCAGUUUCAUGUGGGGGAUGAACGGCCUGGAAUUGCAACCAUUGCCAGAAGUGCUAUGAUGAAGGACUCUCCAUUUUAUCAUCAUUAUGAACUGGAUCUGAAAGAGAAACCAUUGGGAGAAGGAAGUUUUUCCAUUUGUCGAAAGUGCUUACACAAGAAAACUAGCCAAGAGUAUGCAGUAAAAAUAAUUAGCAAAAGAAUGGAAGCCAACACCCAGAGAGAAAUAACAGCCCUGAAACUCUGCGAAGCACACCCCAAUGUAGUGAAGUUGCAUGAAGUUUAUCACGAUCAGCUUCACACGUUUCUAGUGAUGGAAUUGCUUAAGGGAGGAGAAUUGCUUGAACGUAUUCAGAAGAAGAAACACUUCAGUGAGACAGAAGCCAGUCAUAUUAUGCGCAGACUUGUUUCAGCUGUGAGCCAUAUGCAUGAUGUAGGAGUAGUCCAUAGAGAUCUGAAGCCGGAGAAUUUAUUGUUUACAGAUGAAACUGAUAAUUCAGAAAUAAAGAUAAUUGAUUUUGGCUUUGCUCGUUUAAAACCACCUGAUAAUCAGCCCCUUAAGACUCCAUGUUUUACUCUUCAUUAUGCUGCCCCAGAACUCCUGAAUCACAAUGGUUAUGAUGAAUCCUGUGACCUCUGGAGUUUGGGGGUCAUUUUGUAUACAAUGCUAUCAGGACAGGUACCAUUUCAGUCUCAAGACAAAAGUUUGACAUGCACCAGUGCGUUGGAAAUUAUGAAGAAAAUAAAAAAGGGAGAAUUUUCUUUUGAAGGGGAAGCUUGGAAAAAUGUUUCUGAAGAGGCCAAAGAGUUGAUUCAAGGACUUCUGACAGUGGAUCCAAACAAAAGAAUUAAAAUGUCCAGCUUGAGAUACAAUGAAUGGCUCCAGGAUGGCAGCCAGCUGUCCUCCAACCCUUUAAUGACUCCUGAUAACUUGGGCUCCUCCGGAGGUGCAGUGCAUACAUAUGUCAAAGCUACCUUUCAUGCCUUUAACAAGUACAAAAGAGAAGGAUUUUGUCUCCAGAAUGUUGACAAGGCACCUCUCGCAAAGAGAAGGAAAAUGAAAAAAACAAGUACAAGCACAGAGACACGUAGCAGCUCCAGUGAAAGUUCACAUUCUUCUUCCUCCCAUUCUCAUGGUAAAACUACACCUACAAAGACGCUGCAGCCAGCAAACCCCACAGACAGCAAUAACCCAGAAACCAUCUUCCAAUUUUCUGACUGAAAAGCAGAGAAUAUCAUGUCUUGAGGACUUAAGUGUUUAUAAACUUGGUAGUAGCUAUAUUGUCCUCUCCCUCCCUCGCUUCCUGGGGCUUACAGGCCACGGGAAUGUCUGUUGCUUUAAAAAUGUAUUUCAGUCAUACUUUUUAGCUUUGUAUUUCAAUACUUUUGUUUUUAGCAUUAGAUUUGGUAUCCCUGGAUAUGGUAUAAUACUAUUAUACAACCAGCAUUGUACUCUCUUAGGGCUCAAUUACUAGUGCGCAGUCAAGCUCCAAGUAAGGAGCUUUGCUGCUCAUGGUACAGCUUAGUGGAAGAUUGUUUCUCAAUGUCAAAAUCUUCCUCCCAGUUUCUUCCCCACUGCUCAAAGAAAGGAAUGCUCUGGUAAAACGUAUCAAUAUUUUGGGUCUUGUCCUUUUGUCUGGCUGUCAGAAAAAUGUCAUAGAAUUUGAUUCUUCAUGCAAGAAAUCAAAUAGAGUUUCAAUAUAGUUCUUUAAGACCUUUUAGAUUUGUGAUUACAUUUCAUCGCAUGUAUUUGAAAUCUAAGAACAAAAUGAAGCGUUCAGAACUCCUCUUGUGUUAUAUUUAAAAGUUACUCCACAUAUCUUGCUUUCAACAACUGGGAAUAUAAAUCUUGGAUACUUCUUUUUAUUUAUUUUUAAGCAUCUAGAAUAAUAGAUGUCUAAUAGGUGAAGUGACCAGUACUGUGAUGCAAUAUUUUUAUUUCUACUUUUUGAAGUUACUGACUUUUAAAAUGUUUUACAGAUUCUAAAACCUAAUGAUAUAUAACAGAGAAAGUGAAAUUUCAUAUUGAGUGCUUUGGAAAAUGGUCACAUGUUAAAAAUAUAUUUCAAGAGUUAAUUUAUAUUUUCUUUUUAUAUUUACACAAUUUUAGAAUACUGAGAUUUUUUUAAGGUUGCAAAAACUCCAGUUUCAAUAUUUGUUAUUAUAGGGUCCAUGCAAAAUGUAUACCAAGUUAUUUGAAUUUUGCGUUGUGCAAAUAUGGCAGUUGAUUUAAUAGUUACUGUAAAGUAUUAGGAUAUAUUUUUUUGUUUUGCACUUUAUAACAUCGAAAUGAGAUGUUUUAUAAUAAAGUGCACACAGAUCUUCUUUCCUACAAGGUGCUGAGCGCUGCUUUGCUGCCUGGAAUCACCUGGAGUCCACCGUGAUGGUGGCUAUGGCCAUUGCGAAGGAGAACUGUGUACUUUGCAGGAGUCAAUCCCCCUGUAUAUUAUCCAGUGUUUUCAUUCCUUACUUUAAAUUGCAAAGCUCUUUAUAUCUUGCUUUUACAUUGUAUGUAACAAAUACUAGACCUGGGCACCUUGUGUAGUGUAGUUAUUAACAACUCAUGCACUGGGAAUACUAAAGGGAAAUUAUAUUGAACACUGUGCUUCACAACUCGCUCACUGCGCUGUUCUGCAGUGACGUAUUUCCUACUGUGAUAGUAUAGUAUGUACAGAACUGUUUAGAAUCAUAAAUGUGACAAGCAUUAUCAGCGAUAAGCUGAUAAAAAUUGAAUUGAUCAGCAUAUUUUGUAAAUUUCUAGAGAGCACUUUUAUUGCUCCUGCUCUCGAUGGCUAGGCUCCUGUUUUGCAAAUACUUAUGCAUGUGAGUCUUUCCACUGGAAUCAGGGAGACUCAUUGUGAAAAGUUAGGCAUAUGCAUAAAUUUGUGUGAUGGAAGAUGAAUUGAAUAGGAUAUUUUGUUAAUAGCUUACUGUAUUUUAAAGUAAACUUAAUCCAAACCCUAUGCAAAAAAAAAGUUAUAGGAAUUGUUUAUAUUAGUGGUUUUAUUUAUAGAAUUACAUCAGAUAUCAGUAUUGAUAAAUACAACACAUCCAUGUUUACAGGGAUUGUGUGUAUCAAAAUAAGGCUUUGAAGCCUAACAUGUUUGUUCUAUGUUUCUUUAAUAUUAAUAAUGGCAUUCUGCGGUUUGGGAAUUGCUCAUGUGAAUUACUUUACUACUUUCUUGAUGUGAAUGUCAACAGUAAUUGCAGCAUUAAUUUCAGGUUGAUGUGAAUAUUGAGAUUUGCACUGUUUAUGUAGAAGUAGUAUAUUUAAAGAUCAGUAUAUGUGCUAAUAACACAAACAGUUUUAAGUGGCCGGUGUUAAAAAUAUUGAAAAAUAAUUGUCAAUGUAAUAUAUGCAGGUUUGCUUUCUGAAUGCUUUCUUUGGAAGUAAUCUCAAUAGUGAACAUGGCUCAUUUGUAAAGAAAUACCUUCCGUCUCCCCAAUAAACUUGCUGUAAAUACAGAAAAAUUCCACAAUUAGUACUUGU
Tinamus guttatus (white-throated tinamou) is the source of this 4062-nucleotide messenger RNA. The record is from RefSeq and is a predicted model, not a curated record. NCBI's taxonomy places the organism in Eukaryota, Metazoa, Chordata, Aves, Tinamiformes, Tinamidae.